Molecule: messenger RNA, 1161 nt
Organism: Neospora caninum
Lineage: Eukaryota; Apicomplexa; Conoidasida; Eucoccidiorida; Sarcocystidae
Exons: 7
Coding region: 1-1161 (386 amino acids)
Biological process (GO): protein folding; positive regulation of ATP-dependent activity
Cellular component (GO): cytosol
Molecular function (GO): protein-folding chaperone binding; ATPase activator activity
Source: RefSeq, a predicted model, not a curated record
AUGGCUGCCGCCGCGGGAUCCGUUUGGAAUGCGAACUCCUGGCACUGGGAAGAAAAAAGCUACACGAAAUGGAGCAAAGAGUACCUGCAGUCGCACCUGGGUGGACUGAAUUUGUUAGAGAACGUGGAAGACUUCUCCGUGAAGAUCUUGCCGACCCCGACCGUCACGGGUGAAGCGAGCGUGAGUGUACGAAAAGGCAAGACGAUUUUGGCAAUCGACUUGGCGGUGAAAAUGCAGUUCGAGGCGCUCGUGAAGCGACCGGAUGCCGCGGAGGGAAGCAGCCGAAAAUGCCGAGGGGAAAUCUCCGUUUCUGACGUCUCGGCGGAAUCCAUCGAGGACCGUGACUACACCAGCUCUGCGAAACUCAUUGACGUUCCUCUCCCCGAGGCGGAGGCGAUGUCGUCUGAGGAGAGACAGAAGGCGCUGAAACUCGUCAAAGGGAAGUGCAUGGACGCGCUGCAUGCAUCCCUCCGAAAGUUCAUCAAGGACUUGCAAGAGGCCGAGUCCAACUCGGAGAGACUUCAAGCUGACAAGGCCCAACGCGAGGCCGAGCUGAAGCGCAUGCAGGAGGCGGAGAAGGAGAAAGGCGAGGAGAAGAAGGCCAUCGCAGAGCAACAGAAACUUCGGGACAGAGAGAUGAAGGAAGAAGCCAAGCAGAGGGCAGCCGCGCAGCCUGCCUCUUCGCCGCAGCCGACGCAGGUGGAAGGUCAAGGAUCCGUUUGGAAUGCAAACUCGUACCACUGGGAGGAAAAGCCCAUGACCCAGUGGUGCCACGCGACCUUGCAAGAGAGAUUCGCAACAGCGGAACUCUCCCUUCUCGAAGGAUCGACUACUUUGAAAUUCUUCAAUGUCAAAGUUGAGGGCGAGGCCUCAAACACAAUCCGAAAAGGGAAGAAGUUGGUGAUUUUCGACUUGGCAAUCGGCGCGGAUUGGACAGCGACGGCGCGCGAUGAAGCGGGCGUCUUCCUUGCAGACUCGAGGGGUCGGCUAGAAAUCAGCGACUUCUCGUCGGAAACGCUGGACGACUACCAAGUGACCGUACAGGGCGACGGCAAGGUGCCUCCUCAGCAUCGGAUCGACAACGCAGCGAAAACGGAGCUUCCGGAGAAAAUCAAAGUUAUUCUCUCAAAGUUUGUUGAAGACCUCCGCGCUCGUGGAUGA